Molecule: messenger RNA, 2258 nt
Organism: Rubroshorea leprosula
Lineage: Eukaryota; Viridiplantae; Streptophyta; Magnoliopsida; Malvales; Dipterocarpaceae
Source: the annotation of a GenBank genome assembly
UCUAUGCUUUUUUUUUUUAAAAGCAAAAAAAAACAAAAUUAUAUAUGCAGAUGAGAUAUUUGGCGUUGUGGAUGGUGGUGAUGAUGGUCAUAUUGCCAUCUUCUGCCGUCACAGCAAUUUCAAAUAUUUCUUUAGAAAACUGUAGGCAAACAUGUGGGAGCGUUAAUGUUCCUUACCCUUUUGGGCUUGACCGUCCUGAAUGCGCCAAAAAUAAAUCCUUCCAGCUUCACUGCAACCAGAGUGGGCUUUUCUGGGGGAACAAGAACAUGAUCCCAAUUUACGACAUAUCAAUUGAAGACGGCACCAUCACUGGAGGCAUUAGGCCUGCCUACCGAUGCUACUACAACAAUUCUACCUGGAGGGGGAUGGGUAUCGCCCUCAGCGUCAAGCCCUUCACCAUCUCCCACACCCAAAACAAGUUGAUUGGUUUAGGCUGCGACACCGCGGCCUUAAUGGGCGACAGAAAGGGAAGGUUUAAAAGUGGGUGCCUAGCCGUCUGCAAUGACACUACAGAUAUUGAAAGGGACGGUUCUUGCUCCAGUUUCGGAUGCUGCCGGACUUUCAUCCCCAAGUACCUCAAUACAUUGAACAUUACGGCUGCCAGCCUUUAUGGUCACAGUGGUGUUUUGGAUUUCAACCCCUGCAGUUAUACUUACGUGGUUGCAAAUUUCUUCAACAUCUCGAAAAUUGACUUCCUUGGUUACCCAAAAGCAAUAAAGAGGACGCCUGUGGUGUUUGAAUGGGUGGUCGGAGUCGGAGAACAGGACUGCCAAGCAAGAGAAGGUCCGUCUGGGUAUACUUGCGGCCAUCAUGCUAACUGCUCUUACUUCAGCGACGGUGGUGGAUGUCGUUGCGUGUGUAACCCAGGGUUCACUGGAAAUCCAUAUCUCCUGGAUGGAUGUCAAGAUAUUGACGAGUGCAAAGAACCAGACAAGUAUCAUUGUCAAGGCCGUUGUCGUAAUACUAUUGGGAAUUAUGAAUGUGACUGCCCGCUAGGCAAGCGUGGUGACGGCCGUAAACCUGACGGCUGCCGGGGACUUGCUCUGACCACCAUCGCAGCAGUGAUUGCCGCAAUCAUUCUUGUCAUAAUUAUCACCCUCUUGAUUCUCAUUAUCUGCCAAAGGAGGAAGAAGGAGAAAUAUUUUAGAAAAAACGGUGGUUUGAUAUUGAAGAACCAAAUAAUCAGGAUUUUUAGCGAAGCAGAAAUAAUAAAGGCAACCAACAACUAUGACCCUAGUCAAUUCCUUGGAGAAAGAGGCUUUGGUUCAGUUUACAAGGCAGUUUUAGGAGACAACACAGAAGUUGCUGUUAAGAAGGCCAAAGAGGUGGACAAGGCCAAAGAGCUCUUAGGCUUAUGUUUGGAGACCAAAGUUCCAUUGCUGGUUUAUGAGUUCAUUUCAAAUGGAACCCUCUACCAUCAUAUCCAUGACAAGGGAUCACAUGUUUUAAGAUCAUGGAAGAAUCGUCUGAGGAUUGCUGUGGAGACUGCACUUGCACUUGACUAUUUACAUUCUUUAACAAACCCACCGAUCAUUCAUGGUGAUGUGAAGUCAAUGAACAUAUUGUUGGACGAUCAUUACACAGCCAAAUACCUAAUGACUGGUAAUUUGACAGCAAAGAGUGAUGUUUAUAGCUUUGGAGUCGUCUUGGUGGAGCUAUUGACUGGGGAGAAGCCUACUUCAAGUGUUGGAGAUGGGGAGAAGAGAAACAUCAUUCACUAUUUCAUUUUAUGUGUUGAAGAUGGUCGUAUUGCCCAAGUUUUGAAUUUUGAGCCAGCCAAUGAUGGGGAAAUGGAGGAAGUAGAAGCAGUUGCUGACCUUGUGAAGAGAUGCCUCGAUUGGAUUGGCCUAAGAAGGCCAACCAUGAAGGAAGUUUCCGAGGAGCUUGGAAGGCUAAAAAAGCUUAGUGAUAACUUCUGGGCUCAAGGGGAAAAUGGAGAGACUGAGUGCUUGCUUGGAGAAUCCUCAUCAUAGACUUAUGAAUCUUUAAAUGCCAAGAUGGAACAAAUGGAAACCUAUACGAUGCACACAACAUUUGACAUUGAACAAGCAUCAACUCUUGGCAUCUAGUCUUUCCUGCUACUAUAAUCUUCCAUAUAUAUGUGAUUAGUUACAAUAAUUUCCUAACAUAUGCUGAGCAUAUGUGAAGGCUUUCCUUGCUACUUGGUUGUUGGUUCUCUAUGUUUAUAUAAGAUAAGUGUUGUAUUUGCUAAAUUUGAUUUAAGUGGGUCAAAAAGUUAAUAAAAUAUGAUUUUUCUG